Messenger RNA from Caenorhabditis auriculariae, 2042 nucleotides. The record is from the annotation of a GenBank genome assembly. NCBI's taxonomy places the organism in Eukaryota, Metazoa, Nematoda, Chromadorea, Rhabditida, Rhabditidae.
AUGGGAAACGUUGAUGAAUCUCACGGCGUCGUUUUUCAGGUCAUUAAUCUUCGCAUGCAAAGUUCUAUCAUAAAAAUUUCAAACACUGAAUAAUCAACUAAUAAAAACUUUUUGUAGUGCUUGAGGAAAAAAACCCGAAGUUGAACGUAGUUUCAAUUGAAACUAGAAAACGCAAAAAAAUUUAUUUCUGGAAAUAUAAACUCAUCUUUAGGUGUAAAAUGCAAAAAACAGCUUUUCAAUGAGGUUCUUUCUAAUCGAAAAACUUCUCAGACAGGUCGCGAAAUGCCGGCAAUGAGAGAAGUGGCGAUGAGAAUCGGUAACUUGCGACUUCAUGCGUGGGGCGUCUUCAGCAACGUCUACAGGUAUCUCAACAAUUUUUGAAAUUCAUCAGCUGUUCAGUGAAGAGGAACACUUCUUUCGCCUUUGCCAGAGCGCGAGAUUGCGAUCAAGAAAACUUGGCCUGGUUUCUCACUUAUUCAUUCUGAAGAUGUCAACUCUACUUACAGACACUGCUGACCGCAACUUUGAGAUGAUUUUCCUAACUGGAAUAUCUCGUGCGCCACAUAAAAAUAUCGUUCAAAUGAUGUAUGCCUAUGCAAAAAACUAUGGAGACAGGGUUCUUGUUCAAUUUUCAAUCAAUUUUUUGAUAUUUCCAUCAUUCAUAUUAUAAUAUUCAUUGAAGAAAGUAUUUUGAAGGUUUGCGAAUCAUUUGUGUUCGAGUUCUUGCCCGAUACACUCGGAUCUGUAAUCAAAUCGACGGCGCUGGACGACAUCGAUAUCAAACUGUACUCUUGGCAGCUUUUCAAUGGUCUCCGUUAUCUUCAAGCGGUUUUCCUCUUCUUCUUGUUUGCGGAUAAUAGUUUAUCAAGCAUUUCGUGGUUCAUCGGGACGUGAAGCCAAUGAACAUUCUAGUGGAUCAUGAGAAAGGAAUUCUCAAAAUCGGCGACUUUGGCUCGGCUAAAAUUCUUAAAAAGGGCUUUCCGUCUACUUCCUAUCAGGUUUCUCUUCAUUCUAACUGUCAAUCUUUUCUCUUUAAAUGAUACUCAGGUGACACGAUUCUACCGGUCGCCAGAACUAUUACUACGGUCUUCAGACUACAGUUGGAUGGUCGGUAUGACCUCAGGAAAGCAUGAUAGCUUUUCUGAUCGUUUUCAGACGUUUGGUCAGCGGGAUGCUGUAUUGGCGAGAUGAUGAACCGUCGUGUCUUGUUCCCAGGUCGCAACGAGAAACAUCAAUUAGUAAUUCUUUCUUUUUGAGUCUAUUUUUUGUUAUCUCACUCAGAUUAUUCAUAUUCAGAAGCUGAUAAUCACGUGUCUUGGAAUUCCUAACAAAGAGGACCAGAUGAAGAUGAAGACCUCGAAGAGAAUUAAAGAGGAUGCUCGCCUAGUCCCCACCGGUCUUCGAGGCGUACGAAUAUAGUCCUUUCAGAUUUUGGAUGUCAAGUAGAAUGACGUCAAUCGAAAACGCUCUGUGAAAGGCUCGCUCUCUGAUUGGUUUAUCGCGCCAUUAGGGGCGGAGCUUGAGCGAGGACUUGAAAUUUGAAAUCUGAACAGACUAUAGCUGUUAGAUCCAAGAUUUGAUAGUUUAGGCGAUUCCUCAAGCAAACGUUGAAUCGAUCUCUUUUCUGGCUCAAAUUCUGAAAUACCGGCCCCGAGAAAGACUGCACGGCUCCAAACUCCUACGACACCCUUUUUUCUACGCACUUUUCAAGUUUUCUUGGGAAUUUAAGUACCAAAAAAAGUUUUAAUGCUUUAGAGGUGGAGCGCGGAGGUCAAAUGGAGUCGCGAUAACUGAUAUAAUUUCGCGCAUCGACUUCAUAACAGCGAUGUGAGCUGUCUCCUACUUUUCACUUUCAAAGCUUCUGGUGUAGGAAAGAUGAGCACGAAAAAGGACGCCAGUUCGCCGAGAUGGUCAUGAAGAACGAGAUCAAAUUCGCGUGGCCAGCGAUCGAAGUGAAGGAAUCGAAGGAACAGAAAGAAGUCAAGGAGAACUCUACACAAAUGCCAGAACGACAGGAGAUUCUUGUGGAUGGAAGAAAAUAG